GGGAGGUUGGAUCAGCCUAUACCUCACUGCCUCACUGGAUUAUACAAACCAAAAGUGUCCUCAACUCCACCUCCUCCUCAAUUACCUACACGCUGAGGUUACUGCAUGCUGGACGAACAACAACAGAAAAUACAACAUACGACAUCUCAUUUAUUAAAACCAUUGAGUUAGUAGCGUUUCCUGCGCAUCCAAGCUGAAGCCUGCCGAAGUUGGACGCUUUGCGCGCGCGCGUCAUAACAAACUGUCGUGAAGGAACUGAAGAGACGAGAAUGAAUAUAUAAUCACUUACACGAUCUCUAUCGUCAUUUAGUCGUUUCCCAGGCAUUUCGGGAUUAUAUUUUUUUAUUCUUCGGUGAUGCAACGUCGGAUUUUUUCCUGUGUGGCAACAGACCAAGACUGAUUUCUGACGAGACAAGAGAAGAUUGAAAAACUAUUGAGAUCUAACACUGACAAAUGCAUGUCCUAAAUGUGGUAACAGAAAGUUACUCACGAAGAAAUAGGAGGGUCCAGUGUUGCACAUGUAGAGGGGGCAUCAGUAGCUGGUAUGUGCUCAAAGCUCUGGAAUGCUCACAUAGGUUACAACACCAAUACUAUCUCUACCUGCUGCAUGUUUUGCGCUCUGAGAAAUUAUUGCAUUCAAUGCAUCCGGAGCUGACAGUCUUGAUAAACGAAUAACGAUUAGCUCGAUCAGAUCCUCCAAACGGGAUUUCUUUAAUGAAAGAGAGAGGUCAUAUGAACUGCACAGACCUAGAAGUGCGUCUCACGGAAAUCUUGGGUUGCAGAUCUGACGGAAGCACGUGCUAUUCGGUCUCAUCUGCGGCAACGAUGCUUUUCCACGGUUUGCCUGGAGGCGAGAUGCAUGGUGUUAUGGAAGAAAUGGAGCGGAGAGGAAAGAGCGAUUCGGCGACUAUCAGCUCGGCCAUAGAUAUGGGGGAAACAGAGACGAAUAUGCCCUCUAUCAGCGGGGAUCGGGUGGCUUUGUGUGCGGGCUGUGGAGGAAAGAUCUCGGAUCGCUAUUACCUGCUCGCCGUGGAUAAACAGUGGCACAUGCGCUGUCUGAAGUGCUGUGAGUGUAAACUAAACCUGGAGUCUGAGCUCACCUGCUUCAGCAAAGAUGGAAGCAUCUACUGCAAAGAGGAUUAUUACAGAAGGUUUUCGGUGCAGAGAUGUGCCCGGUGCCACCUCGGGAUCUCGGCCUCGGAAAUGGUCAUGAGGGCCAGGGAUUUGGUGUACCACUUGAACUGUUUCACCUGCACGACGUGCAACAAAAUGCUGACGACUGGGGACCACUUCGGCAUGAAAGACAGUCUAGUGUACUGCAGGCUACACUUUGAAACGCUCAUCCAGGGAGACUUCCCCACGCAUUUCAAUCACACGGAUGUAACGCCUAAUAAAGGACUGGGCAGCACGGGACCUCUAGGACUUUCUUAUUAUAACGGCGUGAACACGGUACAGAAGGGCCGACCGAGAAAGAGAAAGAGCCCGGGGCCCGGAGCAGACUUAGCGGCGUACAACGCAGCUUUGAGCUGCAAUGAGAAUGAUGGAGAUCCAAUGGACAGAGACUCUCAAUACAGCACCAACCAGAAGACCAAACGCAUGAGAACCUCUUUUAAACACCAUCAGCUAAGGACCAUGAAGUCUUAUUUCGCCAUAAAUCACAAUCCUGAUGCCAAGGACCUGAAGCAGUUGGCCCAGAAAACAGGACUAACCAAGCGUGUGCUACAGGUCUGGUUCCAGAACGCUCGGGCCAAGUUCAGAAGGAACCUUCUCCGUCAGGAGAACACAGGUGUGGACAAGGCCUCGGACGGGUCGACCCUGCCUGGAGGAACACCCUCUGGACCUGCCUCAGAGAUUUCCAAUGCCUCCAUGAGUCCGUCAAGUACCCCCACCACCCUUACAGACCUUACGAACCCCACCAUGCCAACCGUCACAUCUGUACUGACCUCUGUGCCAGGCAGCCUGGACGUUCACGAAUGCCGAAGUCCCUCGCAAAGCACGUUGACCAGCCUUUUCUGA
Misgurnus anguillicaudatus (oriental weatherfish) is the source of this 2016-nucleotide messenger RNA. It is a transcript of the gene lhx2b, whose product is annotated as LIM homeobox 2b. Gene Ontology annotation, biological process: neuron differentiation; regulation of transcription by RNA polymerase II. The record is from RefSeq and is a predicted model, not a curated record. Gene Ontology annotation, molecular function: RNA polymerase II transcription regulatory region sequence-specific DNA binding; DNA-binding transcription factor activity, RNA polymerase II-specific. NCBI's taxonomy places the organism in Eukaryota, Metazoa, Chordata, Actinopteri, Cypriniformes, Cobitidae. Gene Ontology annotation, cellular component: nucleus.